Kockovaella imperatae is the source of this 3704-nucleotide messenger RNA. RefSeq lists its product as hypothetical. NCBI's taxonomy places the organism in Eukaryota, Fungi, Basidiomycota, Tremellomycetes, Tremellales, Cuniculitremaceae. The record is from RefSeq and is a predicted model, not a curated record. Bases 87 to 3464 code for a protein of 1125 amino acids. The transcript has 12 exons.
GUUGACUGGGUUCGAGAUGUUGGGCGGGAUGAUAUAUGCCAUCCUUAACGAUGACGAGCUGAGGGGUUUCCACGCGCAGGACAACGAUGUGGAUCCUGAGAGCAGUGGGACACGUUCACGGUCAAGAGAACUUCUCAUUCGCGUUGAAGCAGAAGCAGAGCUAUAGUGUUGGAAGAGGGAAGGAAUGUCAGAUCCGAUUCGAAGAUGCCAGAGUCAAACCGCUUCAGGGGCACAUUGUGGUAGAUACAUGGGAUCCGACGAGUCCCGCCACUCAGCCCAAGCUGCGUUGGAAAUCUGAACCCAGCAAGAAAGGUGUCUUCCCAGCUUUCAAGACCAUCUUACCUUCCGAUCUGGACUCUCAACAGUCAGACGACCUGUCAGAAUACGAUCAAGAAGAGAUACCAGAAGGUACACAGGGAGUCUUUCUGCAUGAAAAUUUAGGUCAGGGGAUCGUCCUCUCUGAAUCAUCAUGGUUCACUGUCCAUUGGGAAUCGAUCGAUCUAUGUUAUGACAAGUUCAAGGAUGAGUCGGAGGGGACGAUGCAAUUAUUGAGAGACUACUGCAUACCAUGGACUCAAUCAUUCGACGCUGCUACACCGCCAUCUCUGGUCCUCUCCCUUACGUUCAAGAAUACGACGGAAUGUAAUCUGGCAGUAUGUUACGGCGUUCAGAUCGUCACUCCGGCGUACCUCUUAGCCCUCACCCAAAAGCUCAAUGCAUGCUGGAAACUCGUUGCGGAUCAUCAAGAUAGCUUCUCUAUACCUUCUGCUGACCUGCCAAAUUUCCAACCGACCUUGGAUCCAUCUUUACCCAAAUCUCGGGCCCUGAUCGAUUGUUGGCUGCCUGAUCAAAAGAGACGAACCCUAUUUGCAGGCUGGAAGAUUCUAGGUCUUCGGAGCAAAGUCGCGCCUUCCGAGAAACGAUACCUCUUAGCGAUGGGAGCAGAUUACACCGAGAUUGAUGCGGUAAUUCCCCCGCUAUUGACAGCGAGAGACUUUGCGGAUCGGAUCAAAGACUGGCUCAAGACGCUCAAUGGGUCGCAAGGCAUCGUCGUCUACUUUCUCAAGGUCAAAGAGGAGCUAGCGAAAGCAGGAGGUGAUUUCGACUCGGUCAUAGCCUCGACGUGCAAAGCUCUCAAGCUGUAUCUUGCUUCCGGAGCUAUCUGUUGGGGAGCUGUAAGGGUCGGCGGAGUGUUGGAGUACAUCGAGUCCGUGUCGGGACAAAAGAUCCCUCAGCCAGUGACAAACCCUGUAGCUAUGGCCCCACCGGACUUGCCUACGCCUAUGCCAUCUCAAGCGGCACCUCCAUCCAGCUUUGCAACCGACAGACCAGAUUUCAUACCUUCAACCUUUCCACAGGAGACUGAAGGUGCCGGACCAAAUUCAACACAGCCGACGUCGUGGAUUGCAACGACCAGAACAGAGCCCGAAGCACCGAUCAAGCCCGCUCAAACGCCGGCGGAGAGUGCCAGUUCUGGUGAAUCUCAAGGGACCCGACAGGUGAAGAAGCCCCUGAGGAAACGCGCAGCGGGUGCUGCUGCACGCAAAGUGGACCUAUUUGCAGAUUUGAGCAUGGACUCUGGAGUACCUGACGUACCUAUGCCAUCCCAACCGCCGGCUUCGCAACCGAGAAUAAACCUGGAGAGCCAGCCGGUCCUCACGCAGCCGACUCAAGCUAGCGGUGCCAAGGGUCGGCUCAAACGUAGAGCAGGAGUUGAAACCCAGGCAUCUCAAUUUGACUUUGACGUGGAUCAAUCAUACUAUGCGGAACAGGAAAAAGCAGAGAAAGAACGAGAGAUCCGCAAACUCUAUGAGGAGACGAAGGCGGAAUCGGCAAUUGGACUUCCUGGCCCUUCAAAGAAGCGCAGAAUUGGCUCCAGGGCGCCGAGUGCGGAGUCGGACGUCGUCUCGAUCGAGGCACCGGCUACUCAACGCGCGACAGGGCGGACCACAGAAUUAAUAGAUCGCAUCAUGGAGAAUGAUGGUGGUGAUGAUGAUGACGACGUGACGAUGAUGGAGGAUCCGCUUCAAAAGACUUUACGACUUGCUCGAGAAGCCAAAGCUCAGGCUCAACAGAACGUGUCCGCUUCUACGAACGAAAAUCAUACUGCGGGACCAUCUCGAACUCGGCGAACACAUGUGCCGAGCGAAGAGCCGGAGGAGGUGGAAGACAGGACGAUCAGAGCCUCUUCGAUAGGCGUCCCGAAGACCGAGCCAUCACCACAGAAGCUUAAGACUGGUACCAAAGCGUUUAAGAGUACCACGACUACUUCAAAAAAGAGUCACGACGACUUCCAGGCACAAAAUGCACCUACCAAGGACGAAAAAUUCCUGACGGCCAUCGCGACGGCCUCAAGGUCAAAAGCACCGGUCGACGAACUAGAUCGAGAAUUCAAUAAUUUGCGUAUUCCCAAACCCUCCAAAGCCAAACCGUCCCUCGCACCUCAAGCGCUGAACUCCACCACAGAUCAUCCUGAUUGGAAUCUCGUCGAUCAAUUCGACGAUGAUUUGCGGGGCAACUUCAUCCAGAUUGUCAAGGUUGACCUGUUUCGUAAAGAUGGAGGGAAGAUCAAGGAGACGAGAGUGGACGAUGGAAGACCAAAUUUCAAAAAGUUCAAAAAGAAAAACGUGAUUCGCCGCGAGCCUAUGCAGCUUGUUCUGGCUGCUCCGACCACUGAAGAUGCAGAGAUGGGCGAGGCCUACUGGCCAACGCAGCAUUCCAAAGCCACGAAAAGAGUAUUUGCCUCGCAGAUCCCUUCGACUGUGCCAGAUGACGAGGCUGAAAUGCCACUACUGCCCCGCCAGCGCAAGAAGCGAUUACUGAGCGUUGCUGAAGAUGAUGAUGAUGAGGAUUCGGGGCCAAGUGGAUCUUUGGCGACGGUUUCCGGUACUUCUAGACGGAGGGCUGCUGCGACUUCGACCAAGAGGGAUGGGGGAGUGAUGACAACGACUCAGCCCGCGCGCAGGACUCGAGCGACGAGCACUGUCUCUGAAGUGUCUAGUGUCGCUCCGCCCACCCGUGGAGCCCGCUCAACCGUAGAGACAUCCACUUCCCGUCCAAAGGGCAGAAAGAACGCCCCCAUGGAUGUGGACGUACAGGAGAUCCAGGAUUCGGAAGACGAGAUAGCCCUGGAUCUCGGCAAAACGCCAAAUACGACUCAUUCAUCUCGUCGUGGAGGGACUCGAGGAGCGACGAGCACGUUAGAAGGUGUGGAUAUGCCGCCUCCGAGUCGAUCUUCUAGAACUCCCCAGUUCGAUACCGGGACCACCACGAAUCCCUCGAGAGCCAGUAGAUCGACGGUAUCGGCUGCUGGAGUAGCGACGCAGAGUAAAGUCGGUACUGCUACCCCUGGGACUGCUCGAGCGAGUGGAAGAGCCGUGAGGAGGUUGUUAGUGGAUGAUGAUGAGGAGGACGGGGCAGAGCAGACUACUCUGCGAGGUUUAACGAAGAAAAGACGUUUAUGAGCUGUGCCCCGACUGAUCCUCAGCCUCCCUCAUCGGAUGUUGUAGAGUUGUAGAUACGAACAUGGCGAGCAGCAUGUCUCAUCCAUAUCUUCCCCCACUUUCAGGUCCUGCAGGUCAUCGGGGUCAGUGCCGAUGACCAUUUUCGGCCGGGUCGUGCAGAGAGAUCUUCGGCUAUUCGGCCUCGCAGAUUCGGCCUAUUACAGCUUCGGGCCCUUUUAUGCACCAUGCAGUAAAAUACGC